AUGGCUGCCCCCACGGAGCCCAGAGAAACAGCAGGAAAAGAACCCCCUGGCCCCAGGAAAAAGAACCUGCAUUUCCUGCGGCCCCGACUCUACAUGCUGGAGAGGAGGAAGACAGACACAAUGGUGGAGGGCAGUGUGACCGGGGAGCGUGCGGGACCCCUGAGGAGAAGCCAGUCGGACCGCAGCGAGUACAGCCAGAAGCUGCAAGAGAAGAUGACCCCACAGGCCGAGUGCUGUGCAGCCACAACCCCCAGCCGAGAUGAGGAGCACCGCACACAGAGAAUGAUGGCAAAGCGGCUGAGAAUCAUCGCAGAGCUGAUCCAGACGGAGAGAGACUACGUCAAGGACCUGGAGCUCUGUGUCAGCCAAGUGGUGCAGCCCCUGAGAGACAAGCAGGUUGACGGGCUAGACGUGGACAGCCUGUUCAGCAACAUCGAGUCAGUGCAUCAGAUCUCAGCCAAGCUGCUGGCACUGCUAGAGGAAGCUACAGCCAAUGUGGAACCAGCCAUGCAAGUCAUUGGGGAGGUCUUCUUACAGAUUAAAGGGCCACUGGAAGAAGCCUACAAGAUCUACUGUUAUCACCACGACGAAGCACACGGAGUGUUGGAGGCCUAUGAAAGGGAAGAGGCACUGAGGCAGCAUCUGGGCCACUGCCUACAGUCCUUAAAGAAAAUAUACAUGCAAGAAGGCAAGCCCAACUUACUGGACAUGGGCUCCCUGAUGAUCAAACCCAUCCAGCGUGUGAUGAAGUACCCCCUGCUGCUGUGCGAGCUCCGGAACUCCACCCCAGCCUCACACCCCGACUUUAGAGCCCUGGAGGAUGCCUUUGCGGCAGUGAAGGACAUCAACGUGAACAUCAACGAGCUGAAGCGAAGGAAAGACUUAGUCCUGAAAUACAGGAAGAAUGAUGAGGAUGAGUCGCUCAAGGACAAAUUGUCUAAGCUGAAUAUCCACUCAAUUAGCAAGAAAUCGAAAAGAGUGACAAAUCACCUAAGGCUUCUUACCAGGGGCGAGUCCCAGGUGAAAGAUAAUACAUUCAACAGAGAGGAGAAGCUCUUUCGAUCUUUAGAAAAGACUGUGAGGCUCUGUGUGAAGAACACAUCCUCCUGUUUCCAGCACACACAGGAGGCCAUGCCACUCGCUCUGCAAAUAGUGAUGGAGCUCCAGGCGCUCUCAUGCAGCAACAAGGAGGAAGAAGAGGAGGAGGAGGAGAAGGAGGAGAGAGUGAAGGAGAAAGAGGCAAAGCAGGGGUCUGUGGAGGUCCCUGGCCAUGCACCCAGCCCCUGGAUUGACUUUGCAGCCCAGUGUCAGCGGCUGGUCCUCACCCCACUGUCAGCGCUGCUCGCCCUCUUCCCAGGGCCCCAGAAGCUCAUCCAGAAGCGCUAUGACAAGCUGCUGGAUUAUACCAGCACGCGGUUGCGGGCACCGGGCAACCAGCCCGACCUAGCCCGGAAGGAGUAUGAGGCUCUCAAUGCGCAGCUGCUGGAGGAGCUGCCGGUGUUCAACCGUGCUGCCCGAACCGUCCUGCUCAACUGUCUUCACAGCCUCCUGGGCCUCCUGCAGGAGCUGGCGAGGCUGGCACAGCAGGCAUACUCGGCCUCACUACCCGGCCCACCAUCAGCCUCGAGCUCACCUGACAUCCAGAAUCGAGUCCUAGAGGAGGUUCAAACUCUGAGUUUUGUCAAGGACAACAAUGCCACCUUCAUUGAGAGGAAGCUUAGUUUUGAGAAGAAGAAACCACUGCCAGCUCUGCCGGAAACGCCCCGUCAGACAGACACGCACCGCUCCAAGCUCCUGGCCACCUAUGCAUUGGAAGAGCUUUACCAAGCCAAGCGGAAGUGCAACGCCUCCCAAGAGUGUGAUAUCAACCUUCUGGAAGGGGACCUGGUGGCCGUUAUGGAGCAGAGGGACCCACUGGGCAGCACCAGCAGGUGGCUGGUUGACACUGGCACUGUGAAAGGCUACGUGUACUCCUCCUUUCUGAAGCCCUACAACCCGUCCAGAGGGCGCCGGGUGGAUGACAGCAGGUUCUGCGAUGAUGACUUCGAGGACAUCAGCCUGUUUGUGUCAUCGAGGCCGGCCAGUGAGAGCAUGAUGGGCACCCCAGAAGGCAGCAGCAUCAGUGACAGCAGCUCCUCACUCAGCAGCACGUGCGGGAAGUGUGAGACCAAUGGCACAGACCCGAUGGGCUUCCAGGAAGCAGAGGGACAGAUUUUCUAUGCAGUUCAUGCCUUCGAAGCCCGGAGUGACCAUGAACUCAGCCUUCAGGAAUACCAAAGAGUCCACAUCCUUCGGUUCUGCGACCUAAGCGGCAAUAAGGAAUGGUGGUUGGCUGAAGCUCAGGGGCACACGGGCUACGUGCCUGCCAAUUACCUCGGGAAGAUGACCUAUGCCUGA
This is a messenger RNA of Suncus etruscus (white-toothed pygmy shrew), 2397 nucleotides long. RefSeq names its product Rho guanine nucleotide exchange factor 38 (gene ARHGEF38). Bases 1 to 2397 code for a protein of 798 amino acids. The transcript is spliced from 14 exons. The record is from RefSeq and is a predicted model, not a curated record. Gene Ontology annotation, cellular component: cytoplasm. Gene Ontology annotation, molecular function: guanyl-nucleotide exchange factor activity; protein binding. Lineage: Eukaryota; Metazoa; Chordata; Mammalia; Eulipotyphla; Soricidae.